Molecule: messenger RNA, 372 nt
Organism: Acaulospora colombiana
Lineage: Eukaryota; Fungi; Glomeromycota; Glomeromycetes; Diversisporales; Acaulosporaceae
Source: the annotation of a GenBank genome assembly
AUGAGCCCAAUGUACUUGCCGAACGAACAAUGCAGUGCGAAGAGGGUCUCGAGUUCUGGGAAACUGUUCAUGGGGAAGGUUCGCAUGUCGAAUGUUGCACCUGUGCCAUCGAGGAUUCGGAUGUUGGUGGGCUCGCAACUGUUCAGCAAGUUCCAACACCAUGCCUCGAAUGACUUUCCCGAAUAUCUAGGCCAUCUAUAUUCGCGAAAGGCGAAUGGCAUUUUGGAGUUUGCCAGGACUGACAAAGCCAUGAGCAAUGUCGAUCAUCCGAACGAGCCGAUGUUCGUAGAGCCGCAAGUAUUGAUUCCACGACUUGCACACUCUUUGAAGCGCGACACGAGAUCGAGGAAUACCGGCACGGAGAUGGAAUAA